This is a messenger RNA of Fusarium keratoplasticum, 777 nucleotides long. RefSeq lists its product as uncharacterized. The record is from RefSeq and is a predicted model, not a curated record. NCBI's taxonomy places the organism in Eukaryota, Fungi, Ascomycota, Sordariomycetes, Hypocreales, Nectriaceae. The transcript has 3 exons. The coding region runs from base 1 to 777 and encodes 258 amino acids.
AUGGUCACAACCCGAGCCACCUCCCGCGCAGCAAGCGCCGCUCCCGAAUCCCUCUCCCCAUCUCCUCCUCCCCCGGACUUUGCCCCAGUAACGCCGUCGACAACACGCAAGCGGGCACCUCGAACCACAGCCAACACGACGUCCAAGAAGCGCCGCGUCUCGAUCGAGAAUGUCCCAUCCGCGACAUGGCGGCACACGCCCUCCAAGAUCACCCUCCUCUGGCUCGCUGUGUCGGUUCCCCUCGUCGCAUGGGACACGGGUUACGUCCUGGGUCGCCCCCGCACCAUGCCUGGCGGAAACCUCCACUGGCCGCUGUGGGUGCCGUACGAGCUAUACGGCAAGGUCGAUCACGUAUACGGCUUCAAGUCUUGGGAUGCGCACAACGGAUUCACCGGCGCCCAGAGCGCCCUCAACGUCGUCGAGUCGCUGAUGUACGUGGUCUACCUGUGGCUUGUCUGGACGCGCGCCGACAGCAGGUCGAUGGAUGGGGCUGCGAGGAGGACGCUCAGUGGCCGUGACGGCGCCUUGGCUGUGUUGAUUGGCUUCAGCGCGGCUGUCAUGACGCUGAGCAAGACGGUCCUGUACUGGGCCAAUGAAUACUACAGCGGUUUCGAUAAUAUCGGCCACAACACACCGCUCGACAUCGUCUACCUCUGGAUGCUCCCCAACGGCUUCUGGCUCAUCCUCCCAGCUUACAUGAUCUGGGUGUUUGGGAAUAACAUCCUCGACGGCCUGUCCAUGGCCUCUGGCCAAUCUGCCAAGAAAAGCUUGGAGUAA